Molecule: messenger RNA, 6044 nt
Organism: Somion occarium
Lineage: Eukaryota; Fungi; Basidiomycota; Agaricomycetes; Polyporales; Cerrenaceae
Source: the annotation of a GenBank genome assembly
GACUGUUGUUCAACAACCACCUCGACGUCGUACCUCACGUCGUCCCCUUCCUCUCCUACAUCUCCGUAGACGCAAGAGGACCUCUGGAAACUCCUUCUGGUUCAUUGCUAGGCAGUAUUUGACUGUUUUUGAUACCUCUCUGGCCUCGCUUAUUCAGCUCGCCUGGGUUCCAACGAAAAUCUCGCGAAAAGUCUCCUGUGUCGCCGACAGCUGCCUUGGGAAUCGCGUAUCGGGUGCUUUGUGCACUGAAAUAGAUAUUUACAGCUUGCCUACUCUACUCUUGUCUUUUCUUUCUAGUUCGCCUACUCGUAUUGUCGCGUCUCUCGUGCACCUGUCGACUCCUGUGAAAUCCCCAUCUCCAAGAUGCUGGGUCAUCAAUUUGCGUAUUCUGCGGCCCCGAUCCGCAAGGUGAAGGAGGUGCAAUUCGGUAUCCUGUCGCCUGAGGAGAUCAAAGCCUAUUCGGUCGCCAAGAUUGAACAUCCGGAAGUUAUGGAUGAAAGUUCUCACAAACCCAAGAUGGGUGGCUUGAUGGAUCCUCGGUUGGGUACUAUCGACCGGAAUUUCAAGUGUCAGACGUGUGGAGAGGGUAUGUCGGAAUGUCCAGGACAUUUCGGUCACAUCGAAUUGGCCCGUCCCGUUUUCCAUCCUGGGUUCAUCGUAAAAGUGAAGAAGAUAUUGGAGUGUAUAUGUGUAAAUUGCGGAAGACUGAAAGGCGACAUCUCGGACCCAAACUUCGCAGAUAGAAUCAGGCAUGUCCGCGAUCCCAAAGCUCGCAUGCAAGUCGUGUGGGCCUUCUGCAAGAGCAAAAUGGUUUGUGAGCCUGACGAGCCCAGAGAAGAGAACGAGAACAUGGACGCAGAUGAGCCGAAAAAGGGCCACGGAGGAUGUGGCGCUGCGCAACCGCUCAUCCGAAAAGAGGGUUUGAAGUUAUUCGUGCAAUACAAACGUUCGAAGGACGAGGACGAGGAGGUGAAAUCUCUUCAACCUGACAAGCGACUAUUCCCACCACAUGAGGUUUACACUGCGUUGAAGAAGAUCUCCGACUCUGACCUUCAUAUCCUCGGACUUUCGGAUGAGUAUGCUCGUCCAGAAUGGAUGAUCUUAACGGUCUUGCCUGUCCCUCCUCCUCCCGUGCGUCCUAGUAUAGCGGUUGACGGUGGAGCCAUGAGGAGUGAGGACGACUUGACGUACAAGCUGGGCGAUAUCAUAAAGGCGUCUGCAAAUGUCCGUCGUUGCGAGCAAGAAGGUGCACCUGCCCAUGUUAUCACGGAGUUUGAGCAACUCCUUCAGUUCCAUGUCGCUACUUACAUGGACAAUGAUAUCGCUGGGAUCCCUCAAGCAUUGCAAAAGUCAGGCAGACCUGUGAAGGCUAUCCGUGCACGUCUAAAGGGCAAGGAAGGUCGACUGCGGGGAAACCUGAUGGGUAAACGUGUUGAUUUCUCGGCACGUACUGUCAUCACCGGCGAUCCGAAUCUCGAACUGGACGAAGUUGGUGUGCCGAGGAGCAUAGCGAUGAAUUUAACUUACCCUGAACGAGUGACGCCGUACAACAUCGCCUACCUGCAAGAACUCGUCCGAAAUGGUCCUACGACGUAUCCCGGUGCUCGUUACGUGGUCAAGGAUACAGGCGAACGUAUCGACUUGCGAUAUAACAAGCGAGCAGAUGCGUUCCUUCAGUAUGGUUGGAUCGUGGAGCGUCAUCUUAAGGAUGGAGACUUUGUGCUGUUCAAUCGACAACCUAGUCUUCACAAAAUGAGUAUGAUGAGCCAUCGUGUCAAGCUCAUGCCCUACUCCACAUUCCGACUAAACCUCUCCGUUACACCGCCUUACAAUGCCGACUUCGACGGCGAUGAGAUGAACAUGCAUGUUCCGCAGAAUGAGGAGACUCGUGCCGAGCUCAGUCAGAUUGCUUGGGUACCCCGGCAGAUCAUCUCACCGCAGGCGAAUAAGCCAGUUAUGGGAAUCGUCCAAGAUACCCUUUGCGGUAUUCGCAAGUUCACUCUACGAGAUUGCUUCUUGGAUUGGACGCAGGUCCAAAACAUUCUGCUUUGGGUUCCCGACUGGGACGGUUCAAUACCUACACCGGCGGUCAUUAAGCCGAAGCCGUUAUGGACGGGCAAGCAGAUCCUUAGUAUGUGCAUACCCCGCGGCAUCAACAUCCACCGAUCUCCUGAUCCGAAGUCUGCGAACCCCGUCUUUGACGAUGGUAUGUUGAUUGAGAACGGAGAAAUCCUCUUCGGUAUCGUCGAGAAGAAGACCGUUGGUGCCGCACAGGGAGGUCUCGUUCACGUCGUCUUCCGUGAGAAGGGUCCGGAGGCGACUCGCACUCUCUUCACCGGCCUGCAGCAAGUAGUCAAUUUCUGGCUGUUUCACAAUGGGUUCAGUAUCGGCAUUGGUGAUACCAUCGCUGACAAGAAGACGAUGGCGCACAUCACAGACCAGAUCGCCCAACGUAAACGGAACGUAGUGCAGAUCAUUGACGAUGCCGCUCACGACCGUCUCAAGGCGCAACCCGGUAUGACCAUUCGAGAGUCGUUCGAGAGCAAGGUUGAGCGCGAGUUGAACUUGGCUCGUGACCAGAAUGGUCAAUAUGCGCAGAAGAACUUGAAGGAGGACAACAACGUCAAGCAGAUGGUGGUGGCUGGAUCCAAGGGUUCAUUCAUCAACAUCUCGCAAAUGUCCGUUUGCGUCGGCCAACAGAUUGUCGAAGGUCGUCGUAUACCCUUCGGUUUCCGUCAUCGUACCCUCCCCCAUUUCACCAAGGAUGACUUCAGCCCCGAAGCUCGUGGAUUCGUCGAGAACUCGUACCUGCGCGGAUUGACUCCCCAGGAAUUCUUCUUCCACGCCAUGGCCGGUCGAGAGGGUUUGAUCGAUACUGCUGUCAAGACUGCCGAGACAGGUUAUAUCCAACGUCGUCUGGUCAAGGCCCUGGAAGAUGUCAUGGUUUGCUACGAUGGCACUGUCCGGAACUCGCUUGGAGACCUUAUCCAGUUCGUUUACGGCGAGGAUGGCAUGGACGGAGCAUUCAUCGAACGUCAGAACAUUGAGACCUUCGCGCUCACCGACAAGGAAUUCGAGCAUGACUACCGUGUUGACGUCACCGAUCCUUCCGGCGGUUUCCUUCCCGGUGUACUCCAAGUCGGGUUGGACGACAGCUCUCUUGAACUUCAAGCGAAACUGGAUGAAGAGUUCACGCAGCUGUCGGAAGAUCGUCGUCUCAUGCGACAAUUCAUCUUCCCUCGUCAGGAUCCCACCAUGCCGCGGUACCUUCCAGUCAACCUGCAGCGUAUUGUCCAGAACGCCAUACAGAUCUUCCACAUCGACCGUCGAAAACCGAGUGAUCUGGAACCCGCCUACAUUAUUGACACUCUUCGCGAACUUUGCAGUCGGCUUGUCGUCGUCCGUGGCGAUGAUGCUCUUAGCGCGGAGGCGCAGGACAAUGCAACACUCAUGUUCCGUAUGCAUCUCCGUGCAACCUUUGCUGCCCGUCGCGUGCUGGAGAGAUACCACCUUAACCGAGAGGCUUUCGAGUGGAUCUUGGGUGAGGUCGAAGCCAAGUUCAACCAAGCGCUCGCCCAUCCGGGUGAAAUGUGUGGUACCCUCGCUGCCCAAUCGAUCGGAGAGCCGGCUACUCAGAUGACGCUGAACACGUUCCAUUACGCUGGUGUGUCCAGUAAGAACGUUACCCUUGGUGUCCCUCGUCUCAAGGAGAUCAUCAACGUGGCGACCAACAUCAAAACGCCUUCGCUUUCCGUCUACUUGGAGCCAGAAAUUUCGAAGGACGCUGUCCUUGCGAAGAAUGUCCAGCAGGAACUUGCGUACACUUCCCUCCGUACCGUUACUGCAGCAGUGGAGAUUUGGUAUGAUCCUGAUCCCCAGACGACCAUUAUCGAGGAGGAUGCCGUCUUCGUCGAAUCGUUCUUCGCAAUUCCCGACGAGGAAGUCGAGAACAAGAUGCACCUACAAUCGCCUUGGCUUCUCCGUCUGGAGCUAGACCGAGCAAAGAUGAUUGAUCGCAAGUUGGAAAUGUCGUACGUUGCUGGCCGCAUUGCCGAGAGCUUCAAGACGGAUCUCUUCGUAAUUUGGAGCGAAGACAACUCUGAGAAGCUCAUCAUUCGUUGCCGUGUACUGGGUGGUGCUGACAAAGAGGAAGAUGAAAUGGGCACAGUCGAGGAAGACAUAUUCCUUCGCCAACUGGAAAACACGAUGCUCAACACAGUGAGCUUACGGGGUGUCCCUGGUAUUGGACGUGUUUUCCUUAUGGAGUACGACAAGAUCACAGUGACUCCUGAGGGUAGCAUCUCCGCUCGUGGCGAGAAAGAAUGGGUGUUGGAAACGGACGGUGUUAACCUGAAGACUGUCAUGUGCGUCGAGGGCGUUGACUUCAAGCGGACAUAUUCGAACAGCUGCACGGAGGUCUUCCACGUGCUCGGUAUUGAAGCAGCUCGCGCUGCCAUCAUGAAGGAAUUGCGUGGUGUCAUCGAAUUCGACGGUUCAUAUGUCAAUUAUCGCCACCUCGCCUUGCUGUGCGACUUGAUGACCCAUAGGGGUACGCUCAUGGCUAUCACUCGGCACGGUAUUAAUCGCGCAGACACGGGAGCAUUAAUGAGAUGUUCGUUCGAGGAGACCGUCGAGAUUUUAAUGGAAGCCGCUGCGGUCGGCGAGAAGGACGAUUGUCAUGGCAUCGCGGAGAAUGUCAUGUUCGGACAGAUGGCACCCAUGGGUACCGGCGCGUUCGACAUAGCUCUUGACAUCGACAUGCUCAAGGACGUAAUCGUCGACCAUCGUAUCCCUGUCCACGCUAAUAUGUUGGCAGCACCGGUCGAUGGUGGAAUGACUCCUGGUCAGGUUGCGAUGACACCAUAUGACAGCACCUCACCUAUGUGGACACAAGAGGGAGCGUUCAAGGGUGAAUCAGCGGCAUUCUCUCCGUUGGCUGUCAAUGGUGGUGAGGACGCAGCGAGUUUCUCCUACUUGCCGUUUGGUACUAGUCCUCUGGGUGCUGGUGCAAUGUCACCAGCGGCGCCGGGUUAUAGUCCCAGCUCACCGAAUGCAUAUUCGCCGACGUCGCCAUAUGUACCACCCUCCCCUUACGGUGGUGCUACCUCACCGUUCGGUGCUACUUCGCCUUAUGCUACUUCCCCAUUCUACGACCGAGGCGGUGCUAGACCAACCUCGCCGACCUAUUCGCCGACGUCUCCUGCUCUGCAUCUCACAUCUCCGUCUUAUUCACCAACCAGUCCACAAUACUCUCCUACUUCGCCGUCGUUCUCCCCGACGUCUCCUGGGUACAGCCCACAAUCACCCUCAUUCAGCCCGACAUCUCCGCGAUACUCACCUACUAGUCCAUCAUUCAGUCCCGCAUCCCCUCGCUAUUCGCCAAGCAAGUACUUUUCUUUUCUGGUUUUGAAUGUUGCUAAUAUAUCACCCUUCACUCUCCGCUUCUCUUUAUACAGCUUCACCCGCACAGAUGUCUCCCGCGUCACCGAAGUACUCACCGACCUCCCCCGCCUCUCCUUCAUCGCCAAAAUACUCGCCGACUUCGCCAGCGUAUUCACCAGCCUGUAAGUCGCUUUUGUGCUAUUACCUGAUAUUGCUAACCGUUCCGGAACCGCUCUUUAGCCCCAGCAUACUCCCCGGCCUCGCCAGCAUACAGCCCGACGUCGCCACCCUGGUCACCAUCAAGUCCGGCACAACAACAGAACGGGGCGUCAUCGUCGAAUACCCAGAAUCGCAGUCACUCGUACAGCACUUCGCCUUCAUGGGAUUGAGGUUACUGUGUUUUGAUUGUUUUCCCUUUGUGUCCCUGCUCUCGUCCUGUCAUGUAUCUCGGACUCUGGUAAUGUUAAAUUUGCAAUGGUCGCAGCAGCCAGGCUGUAGUUCUUGGUUUGACGCACUGCUUUGGUGUAAAUGCACUGUGCCAUUCCGCGUCCGUAUCUUAUCUAGCGCUUUUCCCUUGCAAUCAUGUAGAAUAGCAGCAUUAAUAUCAUGUUUUGUCGCUAGUAUUGUCGUCCUCGCUGUGAACCCUUUCUAUGAGUUUGAGC